AUGGACGCGAAACGGGUCGUACGUGCUGGAACCGGGCGUGAACGGAACAUGGGCGAUGCUACACGGGUUUGUAGUCACGCGCUCGAGCUGGACGGGACGCGAGCAGGGCUAGCUGGUGCGUGGACUCGAGCUCGCGGACAGCGGCCAAGGGUGGUGCGACCGGAGGGAAUGGAUGGCUGGCCGACGACGGUUCGGUUCGCCGGCGACGGUGGCUUGCUGGAAACAGGUAUAACUAAAUUGGGUAGAUCUAUCUCUCUGAAAGACCUAGCUAGCUGCCUUGAGAGUGUCGGCACCUUUUUUCCGGGUACGAGGAAAUCACGCAGUUCCAUCUCCCUUGAAACCCUGUCAUCAACCAAAGCCGCUUCUACCGGAAACAACAAGGUGGAGAGCAAACUAGUACCCUCCUAUAUUCCACAGGUUCGUCCAUUGCUACACCCAUACGUUCCACACACUCCAGUUUAUAGUUUCCAUGACAUAGCCAAAGACGAGAGCCCACCUGAGUUAUGCAGCAAGUGUUGUUUAGAGCAUCUUCCUCAGCAAGCUUGCCCUGUUAUCCUCUGUACAAUUUGUAAUAAGACUCAUCGAAAUUGGACCUGCCCUUACGAACGCAUUUUGCCGCAAGGGGCUGACUAUAACCGGGUUAGAUUUACAGCAGUUUGCGCCCUUGAUGACGGUGGUGAAUUUGAUGAGGAGAAGUGGGCUUGUACCUGGUGUCAUGGGAAAGUAGCCAAACUUAGGCUCAAGUACUGUUGCAUUUGCAUGUGUCAUACAGACCACUGCUCCCAUGAAUGCCGUAAGGAUGUUGUGCGAGCUGCCAGGUUUAAGGCCUUGCGAGACUAUGAUCUUGCAUUUCCGAAGAAGUGGGUUCCCUAUGGAGAUUUCUUGGCCGAAAAAACAUCGUCAAAGAAUCUUUGGUACUAA
Striga asiatica is the source of this 921-nucleotide messenger RNA. Lineage: Eukaryota; Viridiplantae; Streptophyta; Magnoliopsida; Lamiales; Orobanchaceae. The record is from the annotation of a GenBank genome assembly.